GGAUAAUGAUAAUUUUUGAUAAAGGUGAUAAUGUGGAUAUGGCUGUAAUGGCACAAAUAAAAUUCAACAAUUGGAAAUUUAUGGAGUGAUUACUGAGUAGUGACAAUCUCCCGUGUUUUAAGCGAUUCCUUGACGUACUCGCUGUGUUUGACUGUUUCUUGGAUGCACUGGAGUCUGAAUUGCUUCUAGUCAACUAGCUCUAUUACCUGUGAUCGUCUCUAAAGGAAGACCCCAUCCAAGCACCAUGAGUUCAGGAUUUAUUUCUGAAAAUGAGAUUGCAGAAAGAAAGAAACAACGCCAGGAAGAAUGGGAGAAAGUUCGCACAGCAGAUCAGCCGAUAGAGGCUCCUGAAGAAGAGUACGACCACCGAUCUCUGUUCGACCGACUGCAGGAACAGAAGCAGAAAAAAGACUAUGAGUAUGAAGAAGCCCACAAACUGAAAAAUAUGAUCAAAGGCCUGGAUGAUGAUGAAGUGGAGUUUUUAGAUUUAGUAGAUCGUCAGAAAAUAGAAGAAGAGCGUAAGAAGCUUUUAGAAGAGGCAAGAGAGUUGGCAGAAUUUCGAAGCAAAGUUGCCUCUCUCCAGGAGGAAAAUGUAGUCCAACGAAUUCAAGCUGAAAUCAAACCAGUCAAUCCACCUACUGUGAAUAGCAAUAGAACUUCUCAAACAAAAUUAUUAGCUGGUGCAAUUAAGAAGAAACGGCAAGCGGAAUCACCUCCAAAAGAAGCUGGAGGGAAAAAAGUGAAAACUGAUAAUUUAGAAGCCAAUGGAUCUGCCAUUGAAGCUGCUCAGUCAAGUUCAGUAUCUGUUUCUGAGAGAGAAGUAACAAAAGGAACAGAAUCUAGUCCGAAUUCAGAUUCAGAUUCGAAGCCUGUAAUACAUCUAGGAAAGAACACAAGUUCAGCAGUGUCUUCCCCAGUCCUCAAGUGUAUCGGUAUUCUACCCGGUCUUGUUUCCUACAAUUCAAGUGACAGCAAUUCUAGCUCAUCAUCGGAUGACGAAUCAUGUCAGGAGAUCUGCCAAAAAAAUUAAUCUCAGCCUGAUAGUCUACUUUAUUUGGUUUGAGGACCCUGUCAGUCCAGUAGAAUGACUAAAUCCAGAGAAUCUUCCCAAAAUUAAUGUUCAUGAAGAGAAACUCUUCACAUUUUCUUCUAAAGAUUGCUCACAAAAUAUGGAACACACUGUAGAAGGAAUCUGUUCGAGCAAACUCAAGAUCAAGUUGGAGUGAUUUAUAGGUAAUUUGAUAUAUCUAACAAUGAUGUAAGUACCUACAAGAUUUUUUGCAGAAGAGUUGUUCCUUACUGCAAAUUUCCAAACAUGGCAGCAAUUUGUAUGUGAUUUGAGUGGUUGUCACAUCUCAUUUUCACCUGGAGUUCUUUAUAGUGCUGUCAUGAACACUCUAUGUGGUUUAUUAUCUUGGAACCUUUCAAUUCAAGUUUCUAAGGAUAGGUACUUUAUAUUUCAUUGAACUACAAUUCUUUGUAUGAUGAACAUUAAUUUUGGUAGGUAUUUGUGCUCAUUUAAAAUAAUGAGUGAAUCGAAGUAUAAAGCACUUAAGAGGUUUUCAUUGAAAAUAAGUCUAAACAAUGUAUAGUGUGCCAAUCAGAAAAAUACAAAGCAACCUGUCUGUAAGGGUGAUAUAUGGAAAGAACUUAAAGAAAUCUUUUUGUAAUGAAGAUUUCACCUUACAAAAUUGGCUGGUUCAAUUAUUGUCCAUGGUGGAACUAAUCAUCAAUUACUCAACUCUCACUUUGAUGAAAUAAAAAUAAAAUCACUGAAAAUGAA
Bemisia tabaci is the source of this 1783-nucleotide messenger RNA. RefSeq names its product PSME3-interacting protein. Lineage: Eukaryota; Metazoa; Arthropoda; Insecta; Hemiptera; Aleyrodidae. The record is from RefSeq and is a predicted model, not a curated record. Gene Ontology annotation, cellular component: nucleus.